This is a messenger RNA of Betta splendens (Siamese fighting fish), 1543 nucleotides long. Its product is annotated as odorant receptor 131-2-like. Gene Ontology annotation, cellular component: membrane. The transcript has a single exon. NCBI's taxonomy places the organism in Eukaryota, Metazoa, Chordata, Actinopteri, Anabantiformes, Osphronemidae. Gene Ontology annotation, biological process: G protein-coupled receptor signaling pathway. The coding region runs from base 566 to 1543 and encodes 325 amino acids. The record is from RefSeq and is a predicted model, not a curated record. Gene Ontology annotation, molecular function: G protein-coupled receptor activity.
UUCCCCAUAAUGACGGAGGGGACAGCGGGCCUGAAGCGUCUCGUUUUCUCCCGUCGUAGUUUUCCGGCGCGGCGCCCGCGUCGGGACUUCACCAGCAGCUCAGCGGUGAUCUCGUGUCUGUCUCUGGGCAGAACUACGGCUCUGCUCCGCGCGAUCAGCUGCUCCGCGGUGUAAAAUAUGCGCGCUCUGGCCCCAACGCACAUCGUAGCUUUUAAACAGCGUUUUUACUGCGCCAAACUUAGAAAAACUAUAUAAAAGCUGUGUACAGUUUGUGUACACUAAUGCUACUAACAAAACACUAAAGAGAUAAACAUAAAUAAAUGAAGAAAGAAAAAAAACAACAACAAAAAAAAACACGUUAUAAUAGUUGGUAACUUUACCUACUAUAAGCUGUAAGAUCGGUUGUUUGCUAUUGUUAGUUAACAGUGUUGACUGCAUGUAAACCAUCAUGUGGUGCCCCCCUUGGGGUUUAUUGCCCCUGUGAAGUCUGCUCUUAUAUGGCCACACAGAACACAGCAGAAAACAUAUGUUCAUGGAACAGUGAACAACAAAGCUUUUGGACUGAAUGUUCCUAGUUCAGUUUGAUUUCAGUUUGACAAAAAAAACUAUGGCAGCCAACAUCUCCUUGGGGUCUGGUCGAACUUCACCAUACACUGCUCUUUAUCAGGUGAUUUUAGUUCAGGUUUUGGUGUCAGUUUUCCUUUGCAUCAACUUGUUGCUAAUCUCAACUUUUUCAAGGCAGGAAUUCUUCUACACAACCAUGCGCUACAUCUUAUUUGCUGUUACACUUUUGUCAGAUAGUCUGUUUUUACUCAUUACAGACAUAAUGUAUAUUUUGAUCUACUUUCGCUUUACUGUACAAAUGUGGUUGUGUCUUAUUAUGUGUAUUUUCUUGAGCCUGUACACUUUUGCCACACCAGUUACUCUGACAGCAAUGACUCUGGAGCGUUACGUGGCCAUUUGCAGGCCUCUGCACCAUGCAGAGCUCUGCUCCACACGUAAAGCUGUGCACUGCAUCCUCAUCAUCCACUGCAUCAGCUCUGUGCCCUUCAUUGUUAUUUUCUCCAUCUUUAUAGACUCUGCUGCCCACAGCUUUUACACGGAGAACAGCAAAUGUAUUAUUGACAUAUUUAUUGUUCAUAAAUGGCAGAGCCACCUCUGGUCAGCAAUAAGUCAGUUUUACUUCUUAAUCAUGUGUAUUGUUAUUGUUUGCUGCUAUUUUAAAAUAAUGAAAGUGGCCAAAGGUGCAUCGGGAGAAAACAAACACUUGUCAUGGAAAGGACUCAGGACAGUGGCCCUUCACGCUUUCCAGUUACUGCUCGGUCUCAUUCAGUUGUGGUGCCCAUUCAUAGAAGCUUUUGUGAUUCAGAUCAAUUUUGCAAUGUAUGUUAACGUCAAGUACUUUGAUUACAUCGUUUUUGUUCUUGCUCCAAGAUGUCUGAGUCCUCUAAUUUAUGGCCUUAGAGAUGACAGAUAUUUCCGUGCACUAAAACACUAUGUUCUCUGUGGCAUGUAUCAGACAUUGUCAGAAAAUUUAUUUUAG